Molecule: messenger RNA, 2482 nt
Organism: Ruditapes philippinarum (Manila clam)
Lineage: Eukaryota; Metazoa; Mollusca; Bivalvia; Venerida; Veneridae
Exons: 6
Coding region: 55-1104 (349 amino acids)
Source: RefSeq, a predicted model, not a curated record
AUAUUGUGUACGCAUUGAAAACAAUCGGUAUUAAAGUUGUGAAUUAGCUCGAAGAUGAAAGGUGUUGUGUUAGAGCUUUGCGUUUUAAUUGUUGCAUCUCUUUUCACAGGUGGUACGACUAAAACGUGUGCUUGUACAAGUAGCUCAUGUUAUAGAACUUCUUGGACAGCAUGGUCAUCAUGGGGUUCGUGCGGUCAGACAUGCGGUGGCGGUAUUCGACGACGGACAGCAAAUUGUAUCCUACAUUAUAGAAUCUUUGGUCUUGUCUUUAGUUUGCCUUUACAAGAUUCCUUUAAAUAUGAUUCAAACCCAUGUGGCCAGGUUUGUUUAAAUGAUGGCAAAUUUAUUGACGAAAAAUGUAGCUGUCCUCAACCAUUUACAGGUGUAUGUUGCCAAGAACUGCCAACAUGUCAACCAUCCUGCAAGAACGGUGGUGUGUGCAUUGCGGACAAUACGUGCAGAUGUCAAUCAAAUUUUUAUGGACCGAUUUGUGAAAUCGGUAGCGUUAUUGAGGAACGGUUGCAGCCACAUUUCAAUCCGUUGAUGUCCAGAGAUUAUGACCCACUUUCGUGGUAUGAUGCUCCAAAAAUGUCUGGAGAUAACAAAAUUUGUUACAUCAAAAUACAAGUGGAGAAUGCAUACUUUGACACGAUAUUCACCGCUGUGAGCACACUAGCUAACAACAAAUCAGUUUCAUUUGGAAACUUCACAACCGCUCCAGUAGAUUCCGAGUUAAAACUGAAUCACACUUCAAGAUUUGCUUGCCUGAAGGUGAGAUGUCCGGGUGUCAGUACAACUGGUUCACCAUUUGAGGUGUCAGUAAAUAUCAGCGUGUCAAGUCCACAAAGAAAAUGUACUGUGAAUGAGAACAAAUCAAUGGAGAGUGUCGUCCUAACGGCGUAUAAUUACGGAGGUCAUGAUUAUCUUACUCUCGAAUUACAAUCCGGAAACAACUACGGAGAAAUCUACGGAAUUUAUGUAGGAACCGGGUUCCGGGACAAGGCGGAAUUUCUAGCCAAACAGUCUUGCUAUAGCGGGAGCAGAUAUGUAUCACAUUCAAUCCAACCAGAAAAGAAUGUUCUAGGAUCAAUAACAUGUAAUUGAAAAACAACUAUUAAAAGUAAACAACUGAAUCUUUUCUUUCUGAGAUUAGGAGCUAUUGAAUUGUACGUAUUUACUUGAUGUAAAAACUACUCUGCAAUUUUUGCUACCUAUGACGCAGAAAGCUCUUAUGAUAUAAUAACAAGCAUAAACUUUUCAAUAUAUAAACCAGGUCUUUCCUGGACUUCGUAAAUGAUAGGUAUAUACAGGUAUUUUGUAACUUUAAAUAGAUAUGAAUGAAUUGGUGGUGUUCAACAUAUCAUCGAGUGUUCCAAGUGUUUGCGAAUAUCUCGUUCGCAAUUUUUAAUAAUCUCUAAUCAGACCUGUUGUUUUUACCUUAUUUUAAACGUGAUGAUUUAUCAUAAUAUAUGUUACAAAGAAACUUUUUAUCAUCGUUUCUUUAUUUCUUAUCAAUGAUAAUGAUAUUUAUUCACUGAUUUUCUACAUCAUACUUCUACUGGAAGUUUAAUUUUGGAUAGAUAAUGUCCGUCAAAAGCUAUACAUAGCUUAUGCUCUGUGAAAUGUUUUAUAUACAUACCAAAAAUAAAUAAACACAUUUUUAUUUGAUUUAUGAUUUGAAAAGCAAAGUCUGGAUUGUGUAAACGUUUUUGUUCUUUUGUGUUUGUUUUGUUGUUGUUGUUGUUGUUGUUUUUUUCAAAAGCAACUUGUAAUCUAAAUAUAACUCAAGUAUAGAAAAGGCAAUCGGAACGUCAUCGGCUAUUAUCUUUAAUAACCUCGGAAAUAAUACGGAUAAAAAGUAGUUCUACCACGUGGAUAAUGUAAAACGAAUGUAUAUAUUUGACCUACAAAGGAAAAUAAAGUUUGUUUCAGUACAAUUAUGAUAAGAAAUAUGUUGGAGAACCAUUUUUAAUAUGAAUAUAACCUCUAAUGUACAAUUUUAAACAAAUCCGACUCAACUUUGACAGGUUGGCAUUUUGUACUUUCGGUUUCUACUACCAUAAUAAUAAGUAUUGUUUACUAUUAUAUCUAUGAAUUUACUUAUUUUAGGUCGACCUUCACUUGAUAUAUUGGAUAAAAACUUGUCAACAAAUCUUAGCAUUAAAUUACUAUUUGUUUACAUGCGUAGGUAAGACUGAAAUACCGUUGCAUACUAUAGUUUUCGAGGUCCUUAUCCGAAGACUGACGGAAAGGACCGAAAAGUUGCGAUUGUAGAAAGAGUGCAACCUUUUCAAAAUGGCGGCGCCUUGCUAACUAAUCAAAGUUGUUAGACUUAGACAUGUAUUUUUUUUUAAUUUAUUUUAAUUAAUGUGAUUUCAAUUUAACUUAUACGUGUACAUGUUAUCUAACAGCCCUCUCGGACUUUCCGCUGAAAUUUUAAAUGAAAAAAUGUGAAACUCAAUUACAUGUAUAAUACGUUCCA